Molecule: messenger RNA, 2059 nt
Organism: Orycteropus afer afer
Lineage: Eukaryota; Metazoa; Chordata; Mammalia; Tubulidentata; Orycteropodidae
Gene: ETS1
Product: ETS proto-oncogene 1, transcription factor
Biological process (GO): regulation of transcription by RNA polymerase II; cell differentiation
Cellular component (GO): nucleus
Molecular function (GO): DNA-binding transcription factor activity, RNA polymerase II-specific; sequence-specific DNA binding
Source: RefSeq, a predicted model, not a curated record
GCUGCGGGCCGGCGGGACCGCUCUCACUGGGCCGCCAAGUGCCAACUUUCCCCGGAGCGAAGGGAGGGCGCACACCGUUAGGGCGCGGGGGCAGUUAGUGGGAAUUUGGGAUUUUAGGGAAGAAAGUCUGAUCCCCUCGUCCCCUGGUCCUUGCUACCAUUAAAAAACACCAACAGUAACAACAAACUUGCUCUAAUUCCGUCUGCCCCGCUCCUGCUGGCACCAUGAAGGCGGCCGUCGAUCUCAAACCUACUCUCACCAUCAUCAAGACGGAGAAAGUCGACUUGGAGCUUUUCCCUUCCCCGGAUAUGGAAUGUGCAGAUGUCCCACUGUUAACGCCAAGCAGCAAAGAAAUGAUGUCUCAAGCAUUGAAAGCUACUUUCAGUGGUUUCACUAAAGAGCAGCAACGACUGGGAAUUCCAAAAGACCCCCGGCAGUGGACAGAAACCCAUGUUCGGGACUGGGUGAUGUGGGCUGUGAAUGAGUUCAGCCUGAAGGGUGUGGACUUUCAGAAGUUCUGUAUGAAUGGAGCAGCCCUCUGUGCCUUGGGAAAAGAGUGCUUUCUUGAGCUGGCCCCAGAUUUUGUUGGGGACAUCUUAUGGGAACAUCUAGAAAUCCUGCAGAAAGAGGAUGUGAAGCCAUAUCAAGUUAAUGGAGUGAACCCCACAUAUCCAGAGUCCCGUUAUACUUCAGAUUAUUUCAUUAGCUAUGGAAUUGAACAUGCCCAGUGCGUUCCUCCAUCGGAGUUCUCUGAGCCUAGCUUUAUCACAGAAUCCUACCAGACACUCCAUCCCAUCAGUUCUGAGGAACUGCUCUCCCUCAAGUAUGAAAAUGACUACCCCUCAGUCAUUCUCCGGGACCCUCUCCAGAUGGACACCCUGCAGACUGAUUACUUUGCCAUCAAACAAGAAGUUGUAACCCCAGACAACAUGUGCAUGGGGAGGACCAGUCGUGGUAAACUCGGGGGCCAGGACUCUUUUGAAAGCAUAGAGAGCUACGAUAGUUGUGACCGCCUCACCCAGUCCUGGAGCAGCCAGUCAUCUUUCAACAGUCUGCAGCGUGUUCCCUCCUAUGACAGCUUCGACUCAGAGGACUAUCCGGCUGCCCUACCCAACCACAAGCCCAAGGGCACCUUCAAGGACUAUGUACGUGAUCGUGCUGACCUCAACAAGGACAAGCCUGUCAUUCCUGCUGCUGCUUUGGCUGGCUACACAGGCAGUGGACCAAUCCAGCUGUGGCAGUUUCUUCUGGAAUUACUCACUGAUAAAUCCUGUCAGUCUUUUAUCAGCUGGACGGGAGAUGGCUGGGAGUUCAAGCUUUCUGACCCAGAUGAGGUGGCCAGGAGAUGGGGAAAGAGGAAAAACAAGCCGAAGAUGAAUUAUGAGAAACUGAGCCGUGGCUUACGCUACUAUUACGACAAGAACAUCAUCCACAAGACAGCCGGGAAGCGCUAUGUGUACCGUUUUGUGUGUGACCUGCAGAGCCUGCUGGGGUACACGCCUGAGGAGCUCCAUGCCAUGCUGGAUGUCAAACCCGACGCUGAUGAGUGAUGGACACAGAAGCAGUCUAGGACACUUUGCCAAGACAUUUCACAGAACAGCCGCGUCAGUCAGACUCUUGAUUUUUAAUUGUUAUUCUAUUUUUAAUUUUCCGGAACUCAUUUUUUACAUUCAGGGGUGGGGGCUAAGUGAGCUGCAGCUAUAAUCAAUGUGCACGGUUGGAAAAGGAAGUCCAGGACUUUUCAGGUGGGUGGGACAAGAAAUUCUGGAGCAAAUUUACAGGAGAUAGAGAGAAGGGUCUUCUUAGCAGCAUAAAGACUGUGGUUUAAGGGAGGAAGAGAUUAACGUGUCCAAUCAUUUUUAAAAGUCAUCCAUGAAAAAAUGUGUCUUAAGUUAUGGACCCAUUAGCAAAAGAAAUUGACACGUUGGGAGUCAUGCGACUUUGAAGGGCAAUUAAUUUGCUUUUGUUUUUAGGUCUGGGAGGGCAAAAAAGGGAGAUAGGAUCAAACCUUUUGUUUGGGGGAUGCACAAAACCUAAGAACUAUUUACCUUUCACUUUA